UCUUCAUUUGCUUCAAGAAACGAUGGCAGUUGGACUCUUUCUAAUAUUUGGGUUUAUUAAAGCAGUAAUUGGAGAAGAGGAAGGUUUUAUUGUCGGGGGUGAUGUUGUUGAGACAAUAAAAGAAUUCCCUCAUGUCGCUUUUUUGACGUUAACGGGAACAGAUGGGAGUUACAUUUGUGGGUCAUCUAUACUGAACCAAGUACUAUUGGUGACUGCCGCGCACUGUUUGGAUGAUAUUCAUAAAAUUACAGCGUCUGUUGGGAGUCUUAAUAGAGAUAAGGGAGCCCUAUACAAAGUCAAGAACUUCGAGCAGCACAAACAAUGGGAUCCAGUACAAGUCACUCAUGACAUAGGUCUAUGUAGACUAACAAAGCCAUUAACAUUGGGAAAUAAGGUGAAGAGAGUGGUGCUAAUGAAACAUCCGCCAAAAACUCACAUGGCUGACUUGGCUGGGUGGGGCGCAAUCGAAGAGCAGGACUACGAUAACUCGAUAAUGCUCAAACACACGAGACAGAAACUGUGGUCCCAUCAGCAGUGUAAAAAGAUCCUCCACAAUGCGCCCAGAGGAACCAUUUGCGGUGGCCAAAGUCAGGCCAAAGCAAAUUUCGCUUCUAAGGGAGACUCCGGCAGCGGCCUCCUAGUACACAAGGACAUAAUAGUAGGCCUCGUCUCCUACAAGGACACCAGCAUCUCCCGCAGCCUGGUCGUCUACACGAGCGUCCCGUAUUACUACGAUUGGGUUAAGCGCGUAUCAAAACAAUUGAAUUGCUCUUAAUAAAUAAAAACUC
Molecule: messenger RNA, 788 nt
Organism: Cydia splendana
Lineage: Eukaryota; Metazoa; Arthropoda; Insecta; Lepidoptera; Tortricidae
Product: hypodermin-B-like
Exons: 4
Coding region: 23-775 (250 amino acids)
Biological process (GO): proteolysis
Molecular function (GO): serine-type endopeptidase activity
Source: RefSeq, a predicted model, not a curated record